GUCGUUUUAUUGAAUUACAAAGUAGGUGUACUGAGGAAAAACUGCAGACACAGACCCUCAGUGUGGAAAUAUUAAAUGUUGUGCACUAAAUGCAAUCCACAGCUGAUUAGUUUUGUGCCCAUCUGCCUUUGUUUGCUGUACGGCUCCGUUGCCUUGGAGAUGGAAAACAUUGGCGAACAACUGUUCCUCCACGCGAUUACAAGACCUUGGAGUUAUUUCUUCUGCAUAAUAACAUCUUUGUAGAUGAAAACAUAAACGUAUUGGAGAGGGAAUGUUAUAAGAGCGAGAUGACCUAUGGACAGUGUGAAUGAGAGAAAGGACCAAAUGGCCCUCAGCUCUCCACAUGUGGCGGAGGAUGGUUUGGGCGCUGGACAGCUCAGCCAGCCUGUCACGUCCUCCCGCAGGGUUGAUGAUGGACUGCUGGUCACCCACGUCAACCAAACACACGACCUGCUGAGGGUUCAGGGGUUUGGGGGUUCACGCAAGGGAACAAUGAAGAGCACCACCGAGUGGAUGGAGGACCACAGUGUUGAAAACUCUGGACUCUCCCUCUCCCACAUACUCUCAAGGGGAACUUCCACGCUUGUGAAAGACCAGGAUGGAAAUCCCAGGAGACAUGUUCAGAUCAACGCUGGAACGCUUGAUGAGUUUGAGGCCCGCCUCCUAAAAUUGAUUGACACAUAUCACGGCAGGAUAAAGUGGCUCACAGAAGGAAGUCUGAAGGUGUUUGGGCUGGUGAAGGGAUCCAGGGUGGGAGUGGUCAUUGACUCAUCUCAUGCUGCCUGUGAGGCCGGGAGACUCUCGCAGCUCCAGCGUAACCUGCAGUGUCUGAUCAAUGAGCACCUGAACCACAGGAAACAGCUGUAUGCCAUGUCAUUUGGGACGGAGAUUAGCACACUGUGGGAUGGGCCGAGAGACACAAACCCCAACAGGUUAAGGGAGAUGUGCCAGUGGGUACAGCAGCUCUAUCCUGCUGGGGGGUGCAAUCUCCUGAGUGCCCUCCGGAGGGUGCUGCAGUGCAGGGAGCUGGACUCGCUCCUCCUCAUUCUGUCCUCCUGUCCAGAUCAGACAUCAGAUGCAUUGUUUGAUUAUGUGGAGCAGUGCACCCUGGGAAGGAAGCUGUCUGUCCUCGCUGUGGCAUAUGGCAGCAGCAGUCCCGUGACCAUUGGGGUCGUUAAGAGACUGGCAGAGGUCACCGGAGGCCGUUUCCACAUCUUCUCCGACACAAGACAGUGUAUGGUGGACAGCAGUGACAUGGGGCUCAUAUGGGGAGAGGUGCAGGCAGCAAGGGGGGUCCUGAGAAACCUCCAGGAGAUGCGGGGAGGACGGGUUGGAGAGACGCAGGUGACCAUGGUGCACGAGGUUUGUGCUGAGUUCGACAGCUUGUGCCUGUCCCAGCUCCCUCCCAAAUCAGCGGGUCAGCGCUCUGCACUCUGCCUACAGAACCCCGGCUUCCUGCCCUCCACUUCAGCAGACUGGCUGCAGAGCCACGGACUCAAAGCACAGAAGCUGGGCGUGUACCAGGUGCUGGCCCCCCACGCACACUCCCCGCUGCAGGAGUUUGUGCCUAUCCUGCGCAAGACCGUCUGCUCCACGGUGCACCAGAAAGCCAUGGUACAGUUUGAGUGGCAUGAUGGGACAGUGAAGAACGUGCAUGUGGACCCACCCCUACUCUAUGCCUACCAGAAACAGCUGGUGAGUGCAGUGAAGGUGCUGGAGAAGAGAGUGGGGUGGCUGAAUACUGGAAGCCGGCAGAUCUGGGGCACAGUGUGUGAGCAGAGGGUGCUGGUCCUGGUGGAUGUGUCUCUGUGGAACUCACAGUACCUUCUCCACAUACAGCUUUCCCUAAGACUACUGCUGCAGGAACAAAUGGCUAACAAACACAGCUUCAACAUCAUCGCUUUUGGUGGAGAUGUUCGUGCCUGGCAGAAUGAGAUGGUGAAGACCAGCACCAAGAAUCUUCAAGAAGCUUGGAGGUGGGUGCAGGGGCUGCAGUGUGAGGGGACUCGGAACAUGCUGGGGGCUCUGAGGUGCGCUGUGGAGAAGAACCUGCAGGGGGAGCCAGAGCACAGCCAGGGCCUUUACCUGCUCACCUGUGGCGUGCCCGACCAAGACAUGGCCGCAGUAGAGGGGUAUGUGUCGCAGUGCUGUGGGGGAGGGGUUUGGCGGCUACACGUGUGCCUGUUUGGGGGGGCAGACCCCGCACCGCUGAGCUGUCCCACCCCGCCCUGCUAUGCCACCCAAGCGGAGACCGUCAACGCCCUGCGAAGCCUGGCUCACUGCACAGAGGGGCGCUUCCACUGCUUCAGAGAGACAGGCAUCGUAGAGAGUGAUGACAUCACUGCCUUAAUGGCUGAAAUAGAGAACGCGACCAGGUACUGGGAGAAGUGUUGUGCGCUGCUGGACUCUGUGUCCAGACGGACAGGCUGCAAGGAGGCUGCAGAGGGGCCGAUACUGGAGGGCAGGCAGUUACCUGCUGUUACCAUGGAGACGUGGAUCCCUCCCCGCCCUACCGCUCUCACACUCGCCAGGCUGCAGGUGAUGGCACAGAGAGAGGAAGAGGGUUUAACUAUGAAAGCUCUCACCUGGUGUCCCAGAAAACCCUCAGCACAGCCACAGAAUUGCUGGAGGCCGACAGGAAGUGGAGGCAGACAAAGGAAUUCCGCUGUCUCUCACUCUGUGUUUUAUACAGAGGAAGGAAACAACCUUGGAUUGGUCUUUAAGAAAUACCCAAAAGCACAGAGUGUGUGCAGGCCUAUCCCCAAGGUCACUCUGCCCAAGGAAGAGGAAAUUUGCUCAACCAAACAGUGGCUGAAGCGUUUCGGAGUGAGGAAGCUGAAGCUGGAUCUGGACCGGCUGGCAUCAGGCCCCGACUGCACGCAUCUUAAGAGGACACCGCCCAAACUUGACACUCCUGCCCCACACAGGCCCGUCUCCGCCCCAAACGCUCCCAGCUUUGCCCCCCAUAGCCCUGCCCCGGCAUACUGCAGAAAUAUUCCUCUUGUCGACUUGAAUGGCACACUGAAGCAUCUUCAGAUGGCGCCACGGGAGCUGGAUCAGUACCUCACCCAGACAGGAAGACUCCUCAGACGCUACGCGCACAGGGUACAAUGGCUGCUCACUGGUAGCAGGCGUAUGUUUGGGGCCCUGCUGGAGAGACAUGUCUGCAUUCUGCUAGACUGCUCAGGCUCCAUGGCAACCUCCCUGCCCGAGGUGAAGAGGGAGCUCACCUCCCUGAUCUGGGAUCAGCUGCGCCCAAACAGACUCAGGUUUACUCUGGCGGCGUUUUCGGGGGAGGUGCAAGCGUGGCGCCCCACCCUAACGGAGUCCUCGGAGAAGGCGUGCCAGGAAGCGGAGCAGUGGGUGUGGCAGCUGUGUGCUCAUGGGGGCACCUGUACCCUGCAGGCCAUACAGUUUGCCUGUGGGCUGGGAGACUCUGUGGGCGUGUACGUGCUGACUGACGGGAAGCCAGAUUCCAGCUGCAGCCUGGUCCUGCAGGAGACAGAGAGGAUGAGUCAAGGGAAGCACGUCACUGUACAUACCAUCUCCUACAACUGCAAUGAUAGCGCCGCCAAUGACUUCCUGCGGAAAUUGGCCCACCAGACAAGAGGGCGGUUCCAUUGUGUCCAGGGCGAUGCAGACAUGCAGAUUGCUACAAUGCUGAAUGAGGGGUCCACCGAGGAAGCUGAAUCAACUUUUCCUGCCUUUGAGGGAGAUGACCUGCGGGGAUUGGUGAAGGAGAUGGACAAACUGAGAAAUUACCGGACGCAGGCUGCAGCUUUCCGGAAAAUUCUUUUGGAAAAGCAGACUCCAGUGAAGGGCUAGUCUGAAAACGAUAUAGACAUUGGUGAAGAAGUUCACAUCAAGAUGUCUCUGCAUUUCAUUCCGGAAUAAUUUCCUCCUAAUUAAAAUCUCCUAAUGUCUUAAUGCACUUCUGUGGAUAAGUAUUAUGUGCAAUGGAAAUGAAAGAUUUUUAUGAAUUAUCUGUAUUAUUCUCAUGUCUUGUGUAGAGAGGUCUUCAAGCCACACUUGUGUGUGUUCUGAAAUGUUUUGAUGAAGGAAAACCAAUAAGGUUCCUCUACACACAACUUAUGGCAACAAAAUGUAACCCUUUUCCUCUGGCAUGACAUCAUUUACACCUGUGUGACUUUUACACCUUGUUACGACCUGACUCCAACUUAGUUACGCUCGUAAGGCUGAACCUAGUACUAUCAGUGGUUGAGUGUCAUUGUGAAACAUCCUGUCGAAGUAUAAAGAAGGAAAUAAACCACAAAAUGCACACUU
Conger conger (European conger) is the source of this 4284-nucleotide messenger RNA. It is a transcript of the gene vwa3a, whose product is annotated as von Willebrand factor A domain containing 3A. The transcript is spliced from 33 exons. The record is from RefSeq and is a predicted model, not a curated record. Lineage: Eukaryota; Metazoa; Chordata; Actinopteri; Anguilliformes; Congridae. Bases 295 to 3825 code for a protein of 1176 amino acids.